ACUUCCUUAAAUUUUAUGCUUAAAGCUUCAUACUCUUUCCUAAUAAAACAUAUGUAGGGGCACCUGGGUGGCUCAGUCAGUUAAGCAUCCAACUCUUGGUUUCGGCUCAGGUCAUGAUCUUGAAAUCGUGAGAUUGAGACCCAUGUUAGGCUCUGUGCUGACAGCGCAGAGCCUGCUUGGGAUUCUCUCUCUCCCUUCUCUUUCUGCCCUCUCUCUCUCUCUCAAAUAAAUAAACUUAAAGAAAUAAAUAAAAGAUAUGUAUAUGCUCUUGAGUACACAAUAAGUUUUGAGGAACAUUUUUUUAUCUGAAAGGAAGUUUCUUAGAAUCGUUGUUCAAGAAAAUGCUAAAAGAUAAGUUUAUCAGUUUAUUUGGUGAUCAGUUUUGGUAUGAGCACACUGGUCCAGAAUGUGAUGAUUAUAUCAAAUUAGAAAGCAACGGUUAGUAGACCGAGGAAUAAGGUGACCUGGCAGAAAAACUGUUCUUUCCAGGCUGUGUUGACUGUCUGCGAAACACCUUUUUCAUUGCUUCUGUGAUGGUAGCCUUAAUAGUCUUCUUUCUAAUAAGCUAUGGGAAGAAAAUUUGAUAGAGUAAUGUUAUGUGCAAGUCCCUAACAUUUCUUACUUCUUCUUUCCACCAAACCACCCUUUUUCUUGAAUACUUUUAUACCAGUUUUAUAAACACAGGGCAUGUUAUGUGGAUAAUGAUGCCAAGGUAACCGCAACAAAAUUGAUUAGUGUCUGAAUCGAAAAAUUGAAUUUAUACCAGUACUUCUCUGUCUGAUUGUUUUGGAUUCAUUUGGUUGCCUUUAGUAUAUUUAGGUGUUUUAUUUUAAAUACCGUAAGAUUGUUCUGAGUUGACUUUAUCCAGAAUAUAGGUUCAUAUUCCUCCAGUCAAGGUGUGCUAAAAGCCUAUUGCCUCAUUUGCUUUCAUUUCAUAGAGAAUAAUAGACUAGCCUUGGAGAAACUGAGAACAGUUAUUCUUCAGACUUAAGUGACAGGUUUCACACUUUUAAAACAUUGCCAGUUUUCAACUUAAUUCAGUGAACACAGUAUUUCCUAAAGAAAAGUUUUGGGAGAGCUUUUGUGUUCCAGUUGUAUUUGCAUUAUUUUACUUUUUUAUAAUUUGUUUUAAUUUUUUUUUUGUAAUCUCUAUACCCAACAUAGGGCUCAAACUCAUGACCUCAAGAUCAAGAAUUGCACGCUCCUCCAGUCGAGCCAGCCAGGCGCCCUACAUUUGCCUUAUUUUAAAAUUUACUUUAUAUUUUAUUUAAAAUUUGUAAGAAUAUUGUAUUCUAAAUUCUAAAAUUCAUUCUGGUACAUUCUCUUGCCUUACUAUAGUGAAAGCCAGUAAACAGACUAGGAAAUGUUUGUUCCCUGUGUUAGGAUUUGACAGUAGAGUUAGAACAGUUAUUUUGGCCAGCUUUGGCAUAGUCACACCAUGCUUUCUUACCAGUCAGUCAGGUAUAAGUUGGAGGGGUACUAGUGGGGUUUUACAUUUUUCUAGGAGCUCCCAGAUUGAAGUCUCUCUUACGAGAAGAUGCUUAAAGUUUUUUAAAGGAGGUUAUGUAAUCUUUGAAGGAGCUAUUUAUAGCCUAGAAAAAUAUGUCCACUUAAAAAUAAGAUCCUUAUAAUUUUAUUUAGUUGUGUGUUCAGAUAGGAAGGAAACAUUUUCAACCAUACAGUUUGUGCUGAGGAAAUAUAAAUGACAAUAAUAUCAAGUACCACUUUAAGUGGUGUUUAGCCCUAAAGAAAAGAUAAAUGUAGGAAUUGCUGUAAUAUUUCAGAUCACAGUAACAUUCAUGGAAUCAUUGCAUUUGUUUUGAGUGCUAACAACCGUUGUUGCAUAUUUUUGCAAUCACUUGAGAACCUUCUGUGGUUGCUGGAAUGUUGCCGCUGUCACAUUCUGUUGGUAUAGAGUAAUGAACUAUGGAAUCAGUGACAAUCCAAGACAUGUAGGCUUGGAACUAGGCUAUCUGAGAACUCUACAGUGUGUUGAAGCAACACUUGACAUGGACCAGAAGACUCUGAAGAAACUGGUGGAAUCCAUUAGUAAUACUGUCAAGAACUUCAAAAAAAGUGAAGUAGAAUGUCUCAUAAGACUUUUUCACAGCUUGGUGGAAAGAGCUAAUGUAAGACUUAAUAACCUUGGGCUAGAUCGUAAUGCUUUUCGAGCGAUCCUGCACAGCGUAUUUGGAAUGACUGACGAUAUGCUAAUGAACAGGGUAUUUUUUGUGUUUGACAAAGACCACGAUAACUGCAUAAAUGUGAAAGAGUGGGUUAAAGGAUUAUCAGUGUUUCUUCGAGGGACUUUUGAAGAAAAGCUGAAGUUCUGUUUUGAAGUUUACUAUUUGAAUGGUGAUGGUUACAUUUCUCGAGAAGAGAUAUUUGACAUGUUAAAGAACAGUCUACACCAACAGUCAUCUGAAGAAGAGAAUGAUGAAGGAAUAAAAGAGUUGGUAGAUAUAACACUGAAAAAAAUGGAUUAUGACAACGAUGGCAAGAUCUCUUUUGCAGACUUUGAAAAAGCAGUUAGAGAAGAAAGACUUUUGUUGGAGGUAUUUGGACCGUGUUUACCAGAAGCAAAGUUGUGUUGUCCUAGGCAUAAAUCUGUCAACUGCCUCUGAAGAAGUAAUAGCCUUCUGUGCGCCAGGGCAGGCCGAUGAAUUUUUAAACGGUUUCACCCGUAUUUUCUGCAAAGAGUCACUGUGC
Molecule: messenger RNA, 2709 nt
Organism: Neofelis nebulosa (Clouded leopard)
Lineage: Eukaryota; Metazoa; Chordata; Mammalia; Carnivora; Felidae
Product: calaxin-like
Exons: 6
Coding region: 1920-2624 (234 amino acids)
Molecular function (GO): calcium ion binding
Source: RefSeq, a predicted model, not a curated record